UCCGCAAACACGCAAGCAAAUAACACACCACCCAUCUCACCCCCGCACGACACCUCGGACCCCGUAGCCGCUUCCCCUACACUUACCUCCACCUACCUCCACCUCCACCUCCACCUCUUACCUACGCCGACACCAAAAAAUAUGGGCAACAUCUGCUCGAAAUCCUCCAACUCGCCCGACGCCUUCGCCCGACCAGGUCGCGUCCUCGGCGCCGCCAACACCGACUCGGCCCCAGCCUCAACCGCAACCGCAACCCCCUCCGGCCCGCGCGCACCGCUCCCCAAAUCCACCUCUCACACAAACUGGGGAUCCGGGGAGGGAGGGAGGACAGUCGGGGCUGGGUCCGGCGGUGCGACGGCGACAUCUUCAUCGACACCGGGCACCGCGGACGCAAGGGCCAACGCUGCGUUGGCGGCGCAGAGACGCGCCGAGUCGGCGAAUCAGUCGGCCAACAAGGGAAAAUUGGGGUCGAAGUUGGCGGCCCAGAAGACGCAGACCCAGGCGCAGACGUUGAAUGAGGCGAGUCGGGCGGAGGUGGCGGCUCGGGAUGCGGAUGGGGCGGCUGAGGCGAGGCGGUGGCAAUGAGAUUUGGUCGGCGGGGCAGGGUUUGUGCUGUACAUACUGGGUGGGUGGUGAGGUUGUGGGUUGACAUUUCUUGUGGAGUUGGGAUACGCUU
Messenger RNA from Aspergillus fijiensis CBS 313.89, 676 nucleotides. RefSeq lists its product as uncharacterized. The record is from RefSeq and is a predicted model, not a curated record. Bases 142 to 585 code for a protein of 147 amino acids. The transcript has 2 exons. NCBI's taxonomy places the organism in Eukaryota, Fungi, Ascomycota, Eurotiomycetes, Eurotiales, Aspergillaceae.